AUGAACGUCCUGAAGCUGCAAAAGAAAUACCCCCAAUUCCCUCAGUCCGAAAUCUACGGCCUGUCCGACGCCUUCCGCAAGCUCGACGUCGACGACAAGGGCUAUGUCGACGAGGCCACGGCCAUCAAGGGCGCCCAGAACACGGAGCGCCAGCCCUACGAUGUCGUGCGCCAGGCCCUGAAAGAGGUGGAGCUGGACAGCUCGCGGCGAGUGGAACUGGACGACUACGUCGACCUGAUCGCCCGCCUGAGAGAGAGCAGUCCUGCCCAGCAGCGCUCGCGCGGCUUCAGCAACGCCGCCCAACCGGACGGAGGAGCCGCGCCGUCCCCAGGACAUGCCAGCAAAGGCAGCGUGGGCGGCGGCGCGCAACCCAAGGCGGGCAGAAUCACUGUUGGAGGGUCGACCGCCAGCUCGCAGCACACCAUCAACGAGGACGAGCGCACUGCCUUCACUUCCCACAUCAACGCCGUCCUUGCCGGCGAUGCCGACAUUGGCCACCUCCUCCCUUUCCCCCUCGACACCUUCGAGAUGUUCGACUCCUGCCGCGACGGUCUCGUACUGGCCAAGCUCAUCAACGACAGCGUCCCCGACACCAUCGACGAGCGAGUGCUGAACAGGGAAGGAAAGAAGAUCAAGAAGCUCAACGCUUUCCACAUGACUGAGAACAACAACAUUGUCAUCGAGUCUGCCAAGGGCAUUGGUUGUUCGGUGGUCAACAUUGGCUCAGGAGAUAUCAUUGAAGUGAGAGAGCAUUUGGUGCUGGGUUUAAUCUGGCAGAUUAUUCGUCGGGGUUUGCUGGGCAAGAUCGAUAUCAAGCUGCACCCUGAACUGUACCGCCUGCUGGAAGAUGGAGAGACUCUGGAGCAGUUCUUGCGACUACCGCCGGAGCAGAUUCUUCUGCGCUGGUUCAAUUACCAUCUGAAGAAUGCUGGGUGGCACCGGAGAGUACAGAACUUCUCCAACGAUGUCAAAGAUGCCGAGAACUAUACAGUCCUCCUCAACCAGCUCGCGCCGAACGUCUGCUCCCGCUCACCUCUUCAAACCUCCGAUCUCAUGCAGCGCGCCGAGCAAGUCCUGCAGAACUCCGAUCGACUGGACCCGCCUUGUCGCAAGUUCCUGACGCCCAAGUCGCUCACCGCCGGAAACCCCAAGCUCAAUCUUGCAUUCGUCGCCAACUUGUUCAACAACCACCCUGGCUUGGAUCCGAUCACUGAAGAAGAGAAGCAAGAGAUUGAAGAUUUCGACGCAGAAGGCGAGCGUGAGGCGCGUGUCUUCACGCUGUGGCUCAACUCCAUGAACGUACAGCCCACGGUUGUCUCGUUCUUCGACGAUCUGAAAGACGGCAUCAUUCUGUUACAAGCAUACGACAAGGUCAUCCCAGGCAGUGUCAACUGGAGACACGUCAACAAGCCACCAGCGAAUGCUGUCACUCCAGCCAGCCAGGACCCAGAUGAGGCCUAUUUGACUAUCAAGUCAGGUAUGUCUCGAUUCAAAGCUGUGGAGAACACGAACUAUGCAGUCGAGAUUGGCAAACAGAACCGUUUCUCCCUCGUUGGAAUCCAGGGCGCCGACAUCACAGAUGGCCAGCGGACACUCACGCUCGGUAUGGUCUGGCAGCUCAUGCGCAAAGACAUCACGAACACGCUUUCAGCCCUUGCGCAGCGACUCGGCAAGCGUGAAAUCAGCGACUCGGACAUGGUGCAGUGGGCCAACAACACUGUCAAGAAGGGCGGCCGAUCCUCUGCAGUACGAUCCUUCAAGGACCAACAAAUCGCCUCUGGCAUCUUCUUGUUGGACGUGCUCAAUGGCAUGAAGAGCUCAUAUGUCGAUUACGACCUGGUGGCGGCGGGCCGAACUGACGAGGAGGCAUAUGCCAACGCCAAGCUGGCCAUUUCCAUUGCGCGAAAGAUGGGUGCCACUAUCUGGCUUGUUCCAGAGGAUAUCACGAACUUACGGACGCGAUUGAUUGUCACCUUCAUUGGCAGCUUGAUGGCGACGGCAGAAAAGUUGGUAUCGUGA
Zasmidium cellare ATCC 36951 is the source of this 2019-nucleotide messenger RNA. RefSeq lists its product as uncharacterized. Gene Ontology annotation, molecular function: actin filament binding. Lineage: Eukaryota; Fungi; Ascomycota; Dothideomycetes; Mycosphaerellales; Mycosphaerellaceae. Gene Ontology annotation, cellular component: actin filament bundle; cytoplasm; actin filament. Bases 1 to 2019 code for a protein of 672 amino acids. The record is from RefSeq and is a predicted model, not a curated record. Gene Ontology annotation, biological process: actin filament bundle assembly; actin filament network formation. The transcript has 3 exons.